This is a messenger RNA of Carassius gibelio (silver crucian carp), 5229 nucleotides long. RefSeq names its product mitogen-activated protein kinase kinase kinase kinase 4. The coding region runs from base 245 to 3568 and encodes 1107 amino acids. The record is from RefSeq and is a predicted model, not a curated record. The transcript is spliced from 27 exons. Gene Ontology annotation, molecular function: ATP binding; protein kinase activity. Gene Ontology annotation, biological process: protein phosphorylation. NCBI's taxonomy places the organism in Eukaryota, Metazoa, Chordata, Actinopteri, Cypriniformes, Cyprinidae.
ACACACACACACACACAUCUAAGUGUCUGGCAGUCUUUGUGUGUUUGGAGCCUCCCCUCGUCCCACCCCUCACUCCUCCGCCAUGGAGUGACCCAGACUCCGCUGCGCUUCAUCAUCCUCAUCCUCAUCCUCGCGAACAAUAGAGCGGACGCUGCGGCCCGCGCUGCUCCCGGGAUUACCGACACAGCGAGCGAGCGCACGGAAUAAACCCGGCAUCGUUUCUGACACGAACAAUCGGCAAAAGAUGGCGAACGAGUCCCCCGCUAAGAGUCUGGUGGACAUCGACCUCGCGUCGCUGCGCGACCCUGCGGGCAUUUUCGAGCUGGUGGAAGUGGUCGGUAAUGGCACGUAUGGACAAGUGUACAAGGGUCGACAUGUUAAAACCGGACAGCUGGCAGCCAUCAAAGUCAUGGACGUGACUGAAGAUGAAGAGGAGGAGAUUAAGCUGGAGAUUAACAUGCUGAAGAAAUACUCUCAUCACAGGAACAUCGCCACGUAUUACGGCGCGUUCAUCAAGAAGAGUCCUCCAGGACACGACGACCAGCUGUGGCUGGUGAUGGAGUUCUGUGGAGCCGGAUCAAUCACAGACCUGGUGAAGAACACUAAAGGAAACACCCUGAAAGAAGACUGGAUCGCCUACAUCUCCAGAGAAAUCCUCAGGGGUCUGGCUCACCUGCACGCUCAUCACGUCAUACACAGAGACAUCAAGGGUCAGAACGUGCUUCUGACGGAGAACGCCGAGGUCAAGUUAGUGGACUUCGGUGUGAGCGCUCAGCUGGAUCGAACCGUGGGCCGCAGGAACACCUUCAUCGGGACGCCGUACUGGAUGGCUCCGGAGGUGAUCGCCUGCGACGAGAACCCAGACGCCACGUACGACUACAGGAGCGAUCUCUGGUCCUGUGGGAUCACAGCUAUAGAGAUGGCCGAGGGCGCUCCUCCGUUGUGUGAUAUGCAUCCCAUGCGAGCGCUCUUUCUCAUACCCAGAAAUCCUCCGCCCAGACUGAAGUCCAAGAAAUGGUCUAAGAAGUUCUUCAGCUUCAUCGAGGGCUGUCUGGUGAAGAACUACACGCAGCGUCCGCCCACCGACCAGCUGCUGAAGCACCCCUUCAUCAGAGACCAGCCCAACGAGAGACAGGUGCGCAUCCAGCUGAAGGACCACCUGGACCGCUGCCGCAAGAAACGAGGAGAGAAAGACGAGACCGAGUACGAGUACAGCGGCAGUGAGGAAGAGGAGGAGGAGGCUCAGGAGCAGGAGGGAGAGCCCAGCUCCAUCGUGAACGUGCCGGGCGAGUCGACUCUGCGGCGAGACUUCAUCCGUCUGCAGCAGGAGAAUAAGGAGCGCUCGGAGGCUCUGAGACGCCAGCAGCUCCUCCAGGAACAGCAGCUCCGCGAGCAGGAGGAGUACAAGCGGCAGCUGCUGGCCGAGCGACAGAAGCGCAUCGAGCAGCAGAAGGAGCAGAGGAGGCGUCUGGAGGAGCAACAGAGACGAGAGCGAGAGAUGAGGAGGCAGCAGGAGCGAGAGCAGAGGAGGAGAGAGCAGGAGGAGAAGAGACGUCUGGAGGAGAUUGAGAGGAGGCGCAAGGAGGAGGAGGAGCGCCGAAGAGCUGAGGAGAAGAGGAGGGCUGACCGCGAGCAGGAGUACAUCCGCCGGCAGCUGGAGGAGGAGCAGAGACACCUGGAGAUCCUGCAGCAGCAGCUGCUUCACGAGCAGGCCAUGCUACUGGUGGACGACCGUCACCGGAGGAACGUGCAGGGCUCUCCUCAGGCCGCCGUCAUGCAGAAGCAGCCUCCCCCCGUGCCGCCGCGCUCAGAGCCCUCCAACGGCAGCAGCAGUGUGUCCGAGCCCAGCCACCGGCCCGCCGACCCGCAGGAUCUGACGGCCCUCGCUAAAGAGCUGCGUGCCGUGGAGGACGUGCGGCCGCAGCACAAAGCCACGGACUACUCGUCCUCCAGCGAUGACUCCGGGACCACUGAUGAUGAAGACGACGAGGAGGUGGAUCAGGACCUGGGAGAGGAGUCGACGUCCGGCCCGGAGGACUCCCGCGGAGGCUCGUCCAGACUCAGUAAUGGUGAGACGGUAGCAGCGAAGACGAUGGUUGUCCAAGACGACGACGCCUCCUCUACGCCGUGCAAAGACAGCACGCUGGUCAUGAGACAGUUCCAGAGAUCAGGGCCCGUGACAGUGUUGGGUUCAGGCUGGAAAGACGCUCCUAGUCCCAGUCCUGUAGAGAUUGGGCAGAGGAACUGCAUUAGGGGUCGAAAUCCCUUGCUGCCCGACCUGCUCCUGCAGAGUCAGCGCUCUUCCCCCUCUUCCUCCUUUCCCAGCAGCCCUGUCCUGUCCCCCCUCAGUCCCUCGGACAGAGUCCCGUGCUUAGCAGAGACUCCCACCGUGCCGAAGCACAAGUCUUCCUCGUCUUUCACACCCUUCAUUGACCCGCGCCUCCUCCAGGUCUCUCCAUCCACCGGCAGUGCACUCAAUAAUGCUGCUUACAGUAAUGACGCUCGACUGCAGGAGGCUCUGCGGCUGGACGCGUCCCGUAAGGGUUCGGUGGUCAACGUCAAUCCUGUCAACACACGGCCACAGAACGACACUCCAGAGAUCCGCAAAUACAAGAAGAGGUUCAAUUCAGAGAUCCUGUGUGCUGCUCUCUGGGGUGUGAAUCUGUUGGUUGGGACAGAGAGCGGCCUCAUGCUGCUGGAUCGCAGUGGUCAGGGGAAAGUCUACCCGCUCAUAAGCCGCAGACGCUUCCAGCAGAUGGAUGUUUUGGAGGGACUCAAUGUGCUUGUGACUAUAUCAGGGAAGAAGAAUAAAUUGCGGGUGUAUUAUCUGUCCUGGCUGAGGAACAAGAUCCUCCAUAAUGACCCUGAGGUGGAAAAGAAGCAGGGCUGGACCACCGUAGGAGAUCUAGAGGGAUGUGUGCACUACAAAGUUGUGAAGUAUGAGAGGAUCAAGUUCUUGGUUCUGGCCCUGAAGAAUUCAGUAGAAGUAUACGCGUGGGCUCCCAAACCGUACCAUAAAUUCAUGGCUUUCAAGUCGUUCGGUGAUCUGGUGCACAAGCCGCUGCUGGUUGACCUCACAGUUGAAGAAGGCCAAAGGUUAAAGGUCAUCUAUGGGUCCUUCUCUGGCUUUCAUGCUGUGGAUGUGGACUCAGGAGCCGUCUAUGACAUUUAUCUGCCAACUCACAUUCAGACCAGUAUUCAGUCACAUGCCAUCAUCAUCCUGCCAAACACCGAUGGCAUUGAGCUGCUGGUGUGUUAUGAAGACGAGGGCGUGUAUGUCAACACCUACGGCCGCAUCACCAAAGACGUGGUGCUCCAGUGGGGCGAGAUGCCCACCUCUGUGGCUUAUAUCCGCUCUAACCAGAUCAUGGGCUGGGGAGAGAAGGCCAUAGAGAUCCGCUCGGUGGGAACAGGCCACUUGGAUGGAGUUUUCAUGCACAAAAGAGCACAAAGGCUCAAGUUUCUGUGUGAGAGAAAUGACAAGGUUUUCUUUGCAUCUGUGCGUUCUGGAGGCGCGAGUCAGGUGUACUUCAUGACGCUGGGCCGCACCUCUCUGCUCAGCUGGUAAAGCAGGAGUCUGAGCCAUCGAUGGAGUUUCUCGACACGAUCAGCCGAGGCCAGGCCACACGAACGGUCCGAGCCCGCUGCAGGACUGACAAACCGGCAAACACACAUAACUGAACCUGCUGCCUGAGGAACGACUCGAGUAUCUCCUGUAUUAUUGCUCGUCUGUGUAAAUGUCUUUCUCUAGAGUUUAAUACAAUCUGACUCCGCUGAGAGGAACGCUGACAUCCUGCUGUUGUGCCACAUAUAGUGUUCUGACAGUGGUGAAACACAAAAUGGCUUUGUUUUGUCAUGUAUUUUUAUUUAUGGCUUGUAUUUAUUUCUAGGUUGUUCUUUGUUUUUACUAAACAGAGUAGUUCCAGUAAUGUGGAGCUUGAAAUGUUUCCUGACAGUGUUCCCAGUGUGCUCUCAGGUAAUGGUCAUGUGACGUCAGCCGGAAGCGGACCGCUGCGUCAAACACAUGGGUUUGGAUGAAUAAGUUUGUUUAGGCUCUCUGUUGCCUCUCCUCCUCCUCUGGUCUGCUCUCAUGGCAUCUAUUCUCAUUCAUUUUUUAUUGUCUCUAACCCUCUUUUUCCUUCUGUCAUGUGUCCGAUGAGUUUUAAUCAGGCUUUUGACCUGUCCUGUCCUUUUUUAAGAAACCAUGAGUGAAAGCUUGUUCUGGCAUUUCAUGCAUUGGAGCCAGAAAACUGAAACUGAACUGUCCACUCAACAUCCAGAGCAGAGAGCACCGUUACAGACCUGACAUUCAAUUCAUUUGGGAAGAGUUUGAAUGGUUUUAGAGAUGUGUGAAUGCAGAGCAUCACAAACAGAGGAGUAUCUCUGUUAGGGAAACACCAACUUCAGCCGGAUGUGAGACUGUCAUGGACUCUGAUUACUAUGAUCUGAAACUGAACUGUGUGUAUUCAUGAAAGGCAGGACUGAGAGAUGAAGCGGCUGAACCAAAGGAAAGAGAUGAGCGCUCACGCACAGCGCUGCUUCUGUACUGUCUUCUCUUCUCUUCCUGCUUUUAAAGUUUCCACACACACACACACACACUCUCUCUCUUCUGCUGAUUGGAGUGAAUCUGUUGUGGUAACUGGAGUUAUUUUCUCUGUUUAGUUCAUCUCUCCUCACACACUCCAGAUUUAUAUCUUCUAUAAGUUCUAUAUUUAUGUUACUUGUGUUAAAUAGUAUUAGAUCAUACGAUUUUAACUAAGCUGUUGAACUUUCAGUAAGAUUUGUCAUAAGAAGAAUGUGAUUUGUGCCAAUGGCAAAACUUCACUAAAAGUGAAGCGUACGUGUUUAGAAACAGCCACGAAAUGAAAACUGCUUUGGUGGCUUCUUUAAGUUUUAUCUGUGAAGUGAAUUCUGGGUCCGUCAUACAGUUAAACACAGUUUCAGGUGUUGCCCUGAUACAAUGAGUCAGCUGGAACAAAGAAGAACGGUUUAAACAAGCAAAGUUUUGUCAAUCUUAUGUUCAUUGUUGUGUUUCAUUUGAAGAUUUGUUUAUGUUUUAUUUCAGCCAUCAUUGUCGUUGAUUGAUUAAUAAUCCAGCUGGUGUUGUGACUCUCUGGAGCUGGUUGUGUUUUCAGUCGUGGCACUGUACCGUACGUCCUCACUCUAUAUGACAGGAAGUCCUGUAUGUUCCUGAUGUUUUUCUUUGGAAAUAAAUUGGGUUUACUUUAA